This is a messenger RNA of Armigeres subalbatus, 483 nucleotides long. RefSeq lists its product as uncharacterized. NCBI's taxonomy places the organism in Eukaryota, Metazoa, Arthropoda, Insecta, Diptera, Culicidae. Gene Ontology annotation, molecular function: odorant binding. The coding region runs from base 1 to 483 and encodes 160 amino acids. The transcript has a single exon. The record is from RefSeq and is a predicted model, not a curated record.
AUGAGGGGCGGUCUGUUAUUGUUGUUGCCCCUGUUGGCAUUGCAGAGUUCGUUCGCUCUGAAGAAUCUGGAAGAACCGAGAUGGAAAUCGUUUUUGGACGCCAAGCUGGAAUGUGCCGACUAUCUGUUCAUCACCGGCGAAACUCUCGACCGGUACGAAAGCAAUGGAUAUCCGGACGAACCAAGUGUUCGCAAGCUGCUCAACUGUAUCGCAGUCAAUCUGAACGCCUGGGAUGAGGAACAUCAACGGGUUAAGGACUUCGUAUUCAAUCAGUACUUCGUUCCAAACACAGUCGACUGUCUGUACAAAUUACAUACGCAGCAAUGCUUAGCCCAAAAUGUAGAUACACUUGAUAAGCGAGAUCGCUUGGGCCGUGCUUAUCAUUCAUUCAAGUGCUACUACAAGCACUACGCUGGAAUUAAAAGCGAAGUGAAAUGGGUGCCCUAUCACUAUAGCGAAGUGGUUCAAACGCUAGAGGAUUGA